CGGAACCGAUGAAACCACUAGCGCGAUCUGUCUUGCGUUCGUUAUAAAUGGAUUUGAAAAAUUAUAGUGGAAUAAUAUCAACAAAGAUGGCAGUUUCACUUGAAAGUUGUAAACUGGUGAAUUGGAAAGCUGAUAAAUGGAGCAAUAUGUCAGAAACAGCGGGAAUAUCGCAAGGAUUGGGCAAUCCUUACAAAAUUGUCGAUCACGCCAGGGAAAAACGAAAGGGGAUUACUGCUUCAUCUCUGAAAGAAUUGACUAGCAUCGCACGAAGCCGGCUGUCUUUGCCUUUGGAUGCUGAACUUACGAUUGUUUUAGAGCAAGACGGCACCGAAGUAGACGACGAAGAUUAUUUUGCAACAUUAGAAAGGAACACUAAUUUAAUGGUGCUACACGGAGAUCAAAAAUGGGUGGCAGCGGGAAGUAGUAAAGCUGCUUCUCGUUACAUUGUUGUAGACGAUGUAGAUAACAUAGAAGGUGGAUCAAGGGGAGAUGAAAUCAGAAGGCGUCGGCCACCAAUAGAACCAUUGGUUUCGUCGUUGCACGGAGAUCCAUCGCAUAUAUCGUUACUUAGUGGUAACGAUUUAGAAUUACUCAGUGAUAUGGAUCCAGAUAGCUUAGCCGAUAUAGUGCCUGACAGAAUUUUCCUGGAACAAUUAAAAGAAGCCUCAGGUAGAUUUCUGGCUGAGAAGCGACAAGCACAGGAGUCGAUGGCUCUUCUUCAGAUGUAUGCAAGUGGUGGAGAGAUGGAGCGAGCGUAGGCCAUGUGGGGGGUGGGCGCCCUCACAUUGGCUAAUAUGUAUCGAGUUCGACGUCGCAUAUUUUAUAAAGGUCGCCAACUACAACAAACUUUAAUCCUUUUCUGGAAUUGAGCCCAUUACAUUUAUAGCGCAACGAUCUAUCGCGCCAUCUAUUACCAUCAUACUAUUCAUGAAAAUUGAAUGUUUCCAUUGUCAGUGAAAAUCUGGAAAUUCUUCUAUGCAGAAUUUGAAAGGAUCCAAUGGUGAAGAAACACGUACAGGAACUGAUAAGUUCCCAUUUUUGACAGAUGGUCAAAAAUCAUUUCUGAAGUAUUGCAAGUAUUUACUAAAUAUGUGAACACAGAAAUUUAUUAGCAAAAGAGAACCGCAUUGAAAGUUGAUGCUUGUCCAUAUUAUAAGUUAAUACUAACGAUAUGUAGUUUUAUUUUUUUGUUAAUAGUCAGUUAUUUUUUAGUAUUUUUAAUUUUGUGCAAAUCGAUGGCACGAGUACGCUUUAGCGUUAUUCCUUUUCGUAGAAAGUGGCAUAAGGAAUUGCUUUCCUGCAAAAUGAGAUUCCAAAUACAAUUAUUGCGUACAUGCAAUUUAGCCGUUGAAUAAUCUGAGUGUACUACAUAAACAAAAAACUAUAUAGAAAUAUCAUGUCAAAGAAAACAUUCCGUCACGAUGUUGUCAUAUCAGUAUUAGCAAAAAGACGACACAUUUGGUUUAUGAACUUUUGUAUGUAGAUAUAUUAUACCAAGUUUUAGUUCAACGAAGAUCGAUGAAAUGUUUAAGACUGAAUUCAUAGAGAAAGAAUGCAUCCCCAUUAUGAUCACCAAUUCAUUGUACACUAAAUUUAGCGUUGUAAUAGGAAAAAAAAACAAUAUCAGCCUUUGAUACCAAAGUUAUGCAUUUGAUAAAAAAAAAAAAAGCUGCAGAGGAAGAAGAAAAUGCGCCAGUGUUUCUGUAAAGAUUACGCAUAUGCAUACAAAUGUUGCAUUAAAGUAUUUGUAUAAUUGUAUCUGUACUCGUUAUAGAUAGAAGC
Molecule: messenger RNA, 1782 nt
Organism: Hylaeus volcanicus
Lineage: Eukaryota; Metazoa; Arthropoda; Insecta; Hymenoptera; Colletidae
Product: DNA fragmentation factor subunit alpha-like
Exons: 4
Coding region: 48-758 (236 amino acids)
Biological process (GO): regulation of apoptotic process; apoptotic process
Source: RefSeq, a predicted model, not a curated record